AUGAGAUCGAGAAACGUCGUACUCCCACUUUUUCUGGCCUUCAGUCUACCUAUCUCAUCCCUUUACUUUUAUCUUGAUGCUGGUUCAGAAAGAUGUUUUCUGGAAGGAUUACCAAAAGACACUAUCGUCGUAGGUCACUACAAGGGUGAAGAAUGGUCACCUGAAUCCAAAGUUUAUCAUGUCAAUGACAAAUUAGGUGUUCAGAUCACAGUGACUGAAGUUCACAGUCAAGAACGAAUCGUCAAUACACGUGGUCUACCACAAGGAAAAUUUACAUUUACAUCACAUGAAGCAGGAGAUCAUUCGAUAUGUUUACGAACAAAUUACACAGGAGGAUGGUUUUCAACACCACAAGUUAAAAUGCAUUUAGAUAUAGCUAUAGGAGAAGCCAAGAUCCAACCCGAAUUUGAAAAAGAACAUGUUAAGGAUUUAGCAUCUAGAGUUAAAGAUUUAAAUUCAAGAUUACAUGAUAUUAGACGUGAACAACAAUUUCAACGUGAAAGAGAAAUCGAAUUUCGUGAUCUUUCUGAAACUGUCAAUCGUAGAGCUGUUUAUUGGAGUUUAUUACAAUUAGUAGUUUUGUUUUAUAUGUGUGUUUGGCAAUUAAGACAUUUGCGUGGUUUUUUCGAAAGCAAAAAACUCCGAUGA
Molecule: messenger RNA, 648 nt
Organism: Melampsora larici-populina 98AG31
Lineage: Eukaryota; Fungi; Basidiomycota; Pucciniomycetes; Pucciniales; Melampsoraceae
Exons: 4
Coding region: 1-648 (215 amino acids)
Biological process (GO): Golgi organization; intracellular protein transport; endoplasmic reticulum to Golgi vesicle-mediated transport
Cellular component (GO): COPII-coated ER to Golgi transport vesicle; Golgi apparatus; endoplasmic reticulum
Source: RefSeq, a predicted model, not a curated record